AUUCACCUAAUAUUACUUUUAAUGAAUCUACUAUAGAACGUAUAAAACCAAAACAAGCAUUCAGGUUUCUAGGAUGCUGGUUUUCAAUAUCAAAAAAGCAAACUCCAAUAUACAAUAUAAUUAAAACAGAAACUGCAAAUGCUCUAACAAAACUCAAAAAAGCAAAAAUCUCUGACAAGCAAACAAUAUACAUAAUCAACGCCAUCAUCUUUACCAGAAUCAGUUACAGGAUACAGAACACAGCCUUGCUACCUACUGUAUAUACUCACAUCACCAAUAUUUACACCAAUCUUGUAAAACACAAAGCAGGUCUUGCUACAUCAAUCCCAAACUUAACAAUAUUUCACAAUGCAAUAUAUGCUCUAAAAACAAGAGGAUAUUCAAAACCAGCAACAUAUCUAUCUUAUUCUAUACCAACUCAACCAUCCAGAGUUCAAUACAUCAACCUUCAAAAUUAA
Messenger RNA from Racocetra persica, 458 nucleotides. NCBI's taxonomy places the organism in Eukaryota, Fungi, Glomeromycota, Glomeromycetes, Diversisporales, Gigasporaceae. The record is from the annotation of a GenBank genome assembly.